Molecule: messenger RNA, 7346 nt
Organism: Solea senegalensis (Senegalese sole)
Lineage: Eukaryota; Metazoa; Chordata; Actinopteri; Pleuronectiformes; Soleidae
Gene: pcdh1b
Product: protocadherin 1b
Exons: 5
Coding region: 567-4217 (1216 amino acids)
Biological process (GO): homophilic cell-cell adhesion
Cellular component (GO): plasma membrane
Molecular function (GO): calcium ion binding
Source: RefSeq, a predicted model, not a curated record
CUCUUUUUUUCUCCCACUCCUCCGUCCGCUGACACUUCUUCUUCUUCCUCCACCGCCUUCACCUCCCGCAGAGAGCCGGAGGAUGCUGCUCCCGCUCCCGCUGCUGUCACCGCAAACUGGCCCGCAGUGAGUGAGGCAGUGAGUGGGUGACAUCUCCUCCUCAGCGCUGCACAGCACGGCUCGGCUCGGCUCGGGUCUUCCCCCGGUUGAGAGAGACAGAGGGAGAGAGGGAGAGGAGGCACCGGCGCGGCGGCAGCGCAGCGCAGCGCAGAGAGGAUCCGCGGAGCCGCAGCAGCAGCAGCAGCAGCAGCGGCGGCUCUUUUUCUGGUCACGACAGAGAAGAAAAAGUGGAUUAUCACCACUUCUUUCUCCAGCUGGAUUUCCCUUAUUUCUUCUUCUGUUUUUUUGUGUGGAUUGGUUAAUUCCGCCCAAACCUCGGGGGAUCUGAUCCGGAUCUGCUGCGUCCGAACACCGAGGAGGAGCGGAGCUCGGUAACCGGGCUGGAGCGCUCCAAACUGGGGAACCGCGCGGCUCUCACCCGCUCCAGGCUGCUGUCGCUCAGAGAAAUGGCGUCGCUCAGGUGGGAGGUGCUGUCCGUCGCGGCGGUUUUCCUGCUGGUCUCCUGUGACGCCGCCCCCUCCGACAUCCUGUACCGCGUCCCCGAGGAGCAGCCGCCGAACACGCUGAUCGGCAGCCUGGCUUCGGACCGCGGCCUGCCCGACACCGGGCACCUGUACAAGCUGGAGGUGGGCUCGCCGUACCUGCGCGUGGACGGCAAGACGGGCGACAUCUACACCACGGAGACGCCCAUCGACCGCGAGACCAUGAAGGACUGCCGCAACCUGUUUGACGGGGACAAGUGUUUCCUGGAGUUCGAGGUGUCCAUCACCGACAUGGUGAAGGGCAUCGGGUCGGGGCCGCGACUCAUCGAAGGCCGCAUCGAGGUGCUGGACAUCAACGACAACACGCCGCAGUUCGCCUCGCCCAUCCUCACCCUCUCCAUCCCGGAGAACACGCCCAUCGGCGCCCUCUUCUCCAUCCCCAUGGCGAUGGACAGGGACUCCGGCAGCAACGGCGUGGCCGAGUACUCGCUGAGCACCGGGCCCGACGCCGACCAGCUCUUCAGCCUCCAGGUCGCCGUGGACUCGGACGAGAAGCUGCCGCAGCUGGUCGUCAUGGGCAACCUGGACCGCGAGAAGAAGGACUCGUACGACCUGAACAUCCGCGUGGUGGACGGCGGGAAGCCGGCGAGGGCGAGCAGCGCCCUGCUGCGCGUCACCGUCACCGACCAGAACGACAACGCCCCCAAGUUUGAGAGGAGUCACUACGAGGCGGAGCUUCUGGAGAACAGUCCGCUGGGUCACUCUGUCCUGCAGGUCAGAGCCAACGACGCAGACACCGGCAUCAACGGAGAGAUCGACUACAGCCUCCACCAGGUGUCGGAGACGGUCCAGAGGCUUCUGCGCAUCGACCGCACGUCCGGCGUCAUAUACGUGAAAGGCACAGUGGACCGCGAGGACGAGAGCUUCCUCAAGUUCUUUGUGUUCGCCAGAGACCGCGGGCCAAACUCCAAGAGCUCCAAGGUCCUCGUGAACAUCAACAUCAAGGACCAGAACGACAACCUGCCGGCCAUCGAGAUCCGCGGCAUCGGUCUGGUGACACACCAGAACGGCGUGGCCAACAUCUCGGAGGACAUGCCCGUCGGGACUCCAGUGGCGCUGGUGCAGGUGUCGGACCGCGACGAGGGGGAAAACGCGGUGGUCACGUGCGUCGUCGCCGGCGACGUCCCGUUUCAGCUCCGACCUGCGAGCGAGUCGGCCAACGACCGCAAGAGGAAGUACUUCCUGCAGACGACGACCCUGCUGGAUUACGAGCGUGUUAAGGAUUACAGAAUUGAAAUUGUCGCUGUGGACUCCGGGAACCCGGCCCUGUCCAGCAGCAACUCCCUCAGAGUGCAGGUCACGGACAUGAACGACAACACGCCAACCUUUUCCCCAUCCAUGCUGGAGGUGGAUUUUGCAGAGGGCAACCAGCCCGGCGACAAAGUGCUGGAUGUCGUGGCAACGGACGCAGACAGUGGCACCAAUGCAGAGCUAGCCUAUAGCAUCAUCGAGCGCUCAGCGGCAAAGCUGUUUGAGAUCGACACCAACACCGGCGAGGUACGUGUGAAGAACCUCUUGGAUCGUGAGGAGAUGGAACGCUACGAGUUCCGCGUGGCGGCGGCCGACAAGGGUGUUCCCAACAAAACAGGCACGGCCACCGUGACCAUCAAUGUUCUGGACCGCAAUGACAACGACCCAAAGUUUAUGCUGGGCGACUACAGCUUCUCCGUCAGCGAGAACAUGCCUCCGCUCAAUCCUGUCGGUGUGGUUACGGUCACCGACGCGGACAAAGGUGAAAAUGCCCACGUCAGGCUGUACGUGGAACCGGACAAUGGCAAGUUUAUCAUCCAGAACGGCACAGGGAACAUCCUGUCCAGCAUUUCCUUCGACCGCGAGAAGGAGAGCACCUACACCUUCCGUCUGAAGGCCGUGGAUGCCGGCGACCCCCCGCGCUCCUCCUACGUAGGCGUGACCAUCAACGUCCUGGAUGAGAACGAUAACGCUCCCUAUGUCACCAAACCGGCCAACUCCUCUUACACGUACCUGACGCCUGUGACGCCACCGGAGACCCGGGUGGAGGUCGUAGAGGCUGAGGACAUUGACUCUGGACCUAACGCUGAGCUGGUCUACAGCAUCACCGGCGGUAACCCCUACGGUUUGUUCGACAUCUCGCCCGACAGUGGGGAAAUCACACUGGCACAGGAGUUCACAGGUAAGCACAAUGGACUGCACCGCCUGGUGGUGAGGGUGAGCGACAAAGGCAAGCACCCGCGCCACACCACCGCCCUGGUCCACAUAUUCGUCAAUGACACCAAGUCCAAUGUCUCCGUCAUCGAGGCGCUGGUCGGACACAGCCUCUACACCCCUCUGGACAGGGACAUUGCCGGGGAUCCCAACUACAGCCUCGUUCAGCGCAGCAACAUCCUGUACGGCAGCCUGGCGGGCGUGGCCGGCGUCAUUCUGGUGAUUGUAGCCGUCGUGGUCUUUAGACACCGCCUGCAGAAGGACACCAAGAGCGGCUACCAGGCCGGCAAGAAGGAAAGUAAGGACCUGUACGCGCCGAAGCAGGGCCCCAAAAAUGGCAAAGGGAAAAAGAGUAAAAAGGGGAAAGCGCCAAAACCUGCCAAGCCACUGGAGGAGGACGAGGAGGCCAGUCUGCAGAAAGGCCACAAGUUCAACCUCAUCAACGACACGGUCAACGACAGUCCCAGAAUCCACCUGCCCCUUAACUACCCGCCGGGAAGCCCCGACCUGGGCCGCCACUACCGCUCCAAUUCCCCCCUACCGUCCAUCCAGCUGCAGCCACAGUCGCCUUCCGCCUCCAAGAAACACCAGGCAGUUCAGGACCUCCCCGCCACCAACACCUUCGUCGGAACGGGCGACAACAACUCCACGGGCUCCGACCAAUAUUCGGAUUACAGCUACAAGGCCAACCCGCCCAAAUACAGCAACAAACAGCUCCCUCACCGCCGAGUGACCUUCUCCACGGCCAACCAGGCCCAGGACCUGCAGGACGCGUCCCAGCACAGCUACUACGACAGCGGCCUGGAGGAGUCGGAGACCCCCAGCUCCAAGUCAUCAUCGGGGCCCCGGAUCGGGCCGCUGGCUCUGCCCGAGGAUCACUACGAACGCACCACGCCCGACGGCAGCAUCGGCGAGAUGGAGCACCCGGAGAACGACCUCAGGCCCCUCCCCGACGUGGCGAUGACCGGUAACUGCACCCGCGAGUGCACCGAGUUCGGCCACUCCGACUCGUGCUGGAUGCCCGGCCAGCCGUCCCCCACCCGCAAAGUGAGCGCCAAGAACGCCCCGCAGCUCUCCACCUUCGUGCCUUACCAGGAGAUGGACGGGCAGGAGGCGAUGAUGGCCAACGGCAGCCCCAAGCCCCUGAUGACGGAGGAGCGCGGCGGCACUUGUGGCGCCGUGAGCGCCGGCGCUUCCAAAGUGGCCAACAUGCGCUUCAUGACCCCGUACAGCAGUGCCUACCCGGGGGGCGGAGACUCGUCUGUGAAAGACUGCGGAUUGGAGGAGAUUCCGCUGAGUCAGGCGGUGGAGUAUCACUCCGCCUCCACCCCGACCGGCCAGACGGCGUCUAAACGAGAGAUCUACCUGUGAGGGCGCCGCCCUCCACCGUAACCCCCGCCUCCACAUCCAGGCUCCUCCCCACCUGCUCACUGUCGCCCCCUGUGCCUAUUACUCGCAGUGCCGCAGCGCCCACUCCCCGCCCGCCCCCCGCCCUUUUCUCUGUUUUUAUAACUGCAUCGUCUGUACAAGGCUUUAGACCCCGCCCACUGCCACACCCAACCCCGCCCCUCCCCCCACCUCUAGAAACCAAUCAAAUGUAAAAUAGAAAAAGUCAAACUCGGAAUGUAAACUACGACACAUUGUUGUGAUAAUUUAUGGGAAACUGCGUCGUUUUCGCUUUUUGUCGGAAAAAAAAAGACUUUUUGGGGCGGGGCCAGGGGCGGGGGGGAAAGAAGGGAAAGAACUUCUUGUAAAUCCUUACUUAAAUAUACUGUGUCAUGCUAUCUUAUCCUCAUUUUGGAUUAUUUUGGAUUAUUUUUGUUGUCGUUGGAAAAUACAAUUCGAGCCGAAUCCGAUCAAGCUAGCAACGGACAUUCGCGCAGCGCACGGCUUUUUCCCGUUUCUUCAGUUUGGUAUUUUUUGGUCUUUUCUUCAGUGUACAGAUCUGUAAAUACACCAGACAGUGACGGAGGAUCCAGAUCACGGACCAGAGAAAAACCUCCGUACAAAAGCCGGACGGCGAUGCCGCGGCGCUUGCCGCCACGCCGCAGAAACCUGGACUCUAGCGCAUCACCGACGGUGCCGAGUUAUAAAGACAUUUUUAUUCUUAUUCUUAUUCUUAUUCUUAUUAUUAUUAUUUAGUUCUUUCUCUGGAGCAGAAACAUUCAGAAGCAGCAGCAACAACAAGCAAUUCAUCCAGAACCAGAGCGAGCGCGUGAGUCUGUGAGCGAAUCCAAUCCGAGACGAGAUUCUAUUCUUCACGCUGUCGUCGCUCGUGUGCGCCGUGAAAUGAAAACUCCACGUGAGCUUUUGUGUUUGUGCGUCGGUGAAAUUAAACCACGGAGAUCAAAACAAAAGCAGAAAAAUUAGAUUUUUUUUCCAGCAUUAACUGUUGCGUUAGCGACCCCUAGAGGUCACAGCCCUCACUGACAGCAUCGUCAUAAUCUGAGGAGCAAAAACGUUCAGUGCAGAUUAAUAAUCUGGUUCCACGAAAACAGAAAUGACACAAACAUCAGGGAGUUCAUCCGUUCAUCCUCUGGGGAACAUGAACAUUCAUGCUUCAUUCUGUUCAAGGUUGCGUUGAAAUUUGCUUCUGCCGUUGCUCAGCGACCACAACAAGACUUGAUUGGCUUCUUCUUGUCACAUGACUUAAAAUAGGACACUGAAGUCGAGAUGUUCUCGCCAUGUAACACAGGGAUUCCCAAAGUCUGGGUCGGGGACCCACAAACAGGACACAGGAGAUUUUUUUUGGGCCCUUAAACAAAAUUAUUUAAGAUUUAUUUGUUUAAAAACAAAAAAAGUGUUAAUUAAUGUAACAAACGUCUCUUAUUUACAGAUAUGGUUGUAAAUUUGUUGCUCUUUAUUCAUUCAUCGCACUUUUUCCAGCUAAAACGGAACAAGCUAGGAGUUGACGUUUGAUUUCCGACUCGGAAAAGUCCGACAUAGAAUUCCAAGAUGGAUUCCUGACUUAACUUAAACGCGGUGAACUCAGAGUUGAUGUCGCCCUCUGUUCCGACUUCCGAUGUAUCGGGAACGCACCUCAUCUCGCCAAGAAAAGUCCAGCGGGUGGAGCUUCAGCAUCCACUGCUGAGUCUACGAAGCUCAUGUUACCGCCGCUGCUCCCCCGCGGCGUCCACGCGGACAACAGACGAUUUAAAAGCUUUAAAAACUGUUUAAAAACGAGCUGUUAAAGCAUCAGAGACUCGAGGAGCAGCUGUCUCCGCUCGUCUCCGCGGCGUCUUUGACUGUGUGUGUGUGUGUGUGUGUGUGUGUGGCGACUGUGGCAAUUGUUUCCCCCGCUGUGUGUUUUAUUCCUCUCCGCUCUCUCUCUCUCUCUUGUUAGCUCCUUCCUCUUUACUUCCUCAGCGUGACGCCGCUCGCCGUUUACCACAAGUAGUGUUUGUUAAAGUAUUUGUUAGCGGCGCGCGGUGGGGACGCAGGGGCGGUGGCACGGCGGCGGGGCAUCGCCUCCCCGCGGUGCUCGCGGGAAGACGGCAGGAUUAACGACAACUGCGCAGGCGUCACGUCCGCUAACGCGCGCCGCAGAAACGCUAAUUAUGACCCCAGGCUCAGGCACGCUAUCGCCACUAAACCGGACAUUCAUUCAUUCAUUCUUUCUUUCACUCGUUCAUUGUGAAGAGGAGGAGGUUUCACCUGAAGUGACUUGCUGUGACGAAGAUUCAUUUCAAUUUGAAUGAUUAUUCACCUCAGUUUGUGGAUUAAAAACCCGCUCAAAAUCACAGGAUUAUCGUCAACAAGCCUUUAUUGACCCGAGAUUAUGCGUUAAUUUCUCUCGUUAUCACAGAUUAAUCUUGUUAUGAGGACAUGACCUCAUUAAUUAAUGCGUUCAAAUUAAAACCAGCCUCGUUUUCUCGAGUCAACGUCAUAAUAGAUUUGAUUUGUGAUUACGUGUUAAUUUAUCUCGUUAUCGUGAGACAUCAAGCCUCGUUAUUCUGACAUCACGCGGAUGAUUAUUCUGUUAAUCUCAUAAAUAACAGACACUCUCGGUUUACUUAAAACAUUAGAUUACAUCUUUAUGAAUAUGUUUUUGAUAAAUUUAACAAAUCUGAUUUCCUUUAAUCUGAAAUAAUCUCUCUCCUUGUCACAGAUGAAAUAACACGUCCUUUGUUUUGUUGUCUCUGACAUUGUGUCGCGAUUACUGACAGCAGAGGGGGCGGGGUCUCAUGAACAGAGAGAGCCAAUCAGGCGGCUGACAGUCUGCUCACUCUGGUCAUUUACAGACUCCUGUCCUUCCUAUGUGUCCUCCUCUGGCCCCGCCCCCUCUGGACUCCCAGGUGUGUCUGGUGUUUUUGUGCUGACUCAGGUAAAGAGAGACGAGUCAGCAGGUGAAUCAGCGUCAGUUUAACCUUUAAUCUUUAACUCUUCGACUCCAAUUAACCUCAGAGACCUGUUUUUUUUAUGAGUGUGAGUUUGAACUCGCUGGGAAAAAACUGAGGAAGAAAAAAAAGAUCAUUACGUCGUCGUUUCUGAGAGAGAGAG